GGUGCAUUUAAAGAAAAUAAAAUUGUAGUAUUAGGGUGGACAUUUAGGGAGUAAAAAUUCAACAGAGGAGGAAUGUUUUGUUGCAAAAUUUAGUUUAAAAUUUUAGACAUUAGUAUAAUAAAAUAAGAAAUAAUAUCUCAAAUUCAGAACUUAAUCAAUGAAAUGAUUAAUUCAUUGUCAAAUGAUUCAUAAAUUUAUAAAUUUUUAAUCACUAUAGAGAAAGAAUAAGAAGAAUACUAUCAUGGAUUUUCAGAAUUUUUUCAAGAUUAAAUAAAAAUGAAACAAAGUUUUAAAUGAAUUAUUAUUUUUAUAUAUAUAUAUUCUUUAUCAAUAAUGCAAGCGUAACCUAAAGGAUUUUCAUACGCUUUCAAACAAUAAAUCAUGAAGGCGUGGUAACCAGUUCCUACUUUAAAUUCAACAAUAAUACUAUUUGCCAUGAUGAGUCUAUUUUUUCUAAUAAUGGGUAUAGUUCUAAUAAGUUAUUCAAAUGACAUUGCAACCUAAGAGUUUUAAUAUGACUCAUAUUGUUUGGCUUAAAAAAGUGAAUGUGUGAUUUAAAUAGCACUUGAUAGCAAUUACAAGUCUCCAGUGUUCUUUUAUUACUAAUUAACUAACUUUUAUUAGAAUCACAGAAGAUAUGUUAAAUCUAAAUCUCCUUCACAAUUAUCAGGAACAGAUUUAAGUGAAAGUGAAUUGGAUGAAUGUGAUCCAGUUGUAACUAAUGAUGACAUGGGAAAAUCAUUAAGCAUUACAAAUGAACCAUUAAAGGGGGAUGAUAAAGCCAUACCAUGCGGAUUGAUUGCUAAAAGCUAUUUUAAUGACACUUUUGCUUUAUUCUAAGUUGUCAACAACACUAAAAAGGAAAUCUAAAUUUCAGGAACAGGAAUUGCUUGGCCAAGUGACUUAGAUGGAAGAUAUAAAAACAUAGACAAGAAUAGAUAGUGGAUAGAUAUGGAAGAUGAAAGAUUUAUGGUUUGGAUGAGAACUGCCGCAUUACCAUAAUUUAGAAAAUUGUGGGGGAAAAUAGAUUAAGAUUUAGAAGCUGGUAUAUACGAAGUUCGAAUUAAUAAUAUUUAUAAUGUUUCUUCCUUUAAUGGAAAAAAAUAUAUUGUUUUCUCAACCACUAAUGCUUUUGGGGGGAAAAAUGAAUUUUUAUCAAUCGCUUAUAUUUGUGUUGGAGUAGUGUGCUGCGUAGUGACUCUAGGGUUUCUAAUAAGAAAAUUUUUAUCCAAGGCUGAUCAAAAAAAAAAUAGAUGA
Messenger RNA from Paramecium tetraurelia, 1257 nucleotides. RefSeq lists its product as uncharacterized. The transcript is spliced from 3 exons. The record is from RefSeq and is a predicted model, not a curated record. NCBI's taxonomy places the organism in Eukaryota, Ciliophora, Oligohymenophorea, Peniculida, Parameciidae. Gene Ontology annotation, cellular component: plasma membrane; endoplasmic reticulum; Golgi apparatus.